AUGUCGGUUCGUUUUGCAGUGGCGAGUCCGCCGGGCGGCGCGGGCGCACCGCGAGACGACUCGCCGCGCCCGCCACCAACGCCCGCGCCUCGCAACGGCACCCCUCCCAAACAAGGCGCCCUAACAAUAGUCCGUCGCUCGUCCAGCCGGAGCAAAGGUGAAAGCUCCACGCCCACUGACGAACAGCUGGAUCAAGUUGACCUGGACACUGAACACUUGCCCGCCGUCGACACGCCCGAUGCCUGCGAUAAAGCCGCACUUAGAUUACGCUAUCUUCUACGACAAUUAAACAGAGGUGAAAUACCAGCUGAAACGCUACAAAAGAAUCUUCAGUAUGCCGCUAAAGUCCUCGAAGCCGUCUACAUAGAUGAAACCAAGUAUGUCCAAUUCUAUGUAUUAAUUUUGUUUGAUGUUGUUAUAUUAGUUUUGAAUAAAAGGAGUCGAUACCGUUGA
Messenger RNA from Parnassius mnemosyne (clouded apollo), 453 nucleotides. The record is from the annotation of a GenBank genome assembly. Lineage: Eukaryota; Metazoa; Arthropoda; Insecta; Lepidoptera; Papilionidae.